This is a messenger RNA of Cryptomeria japonica (Japanese cedar), 1633 nucleotides long. RefSeq lists its product as uncharacterized. The transcript has 9 exons. The record is from RefSeq and is a predicted model, not a curated record. NCBI's taxonomy places the organism in Eukaryota, Viridiplantae, Streptophyta, Pinopsida, Cupressales, Cupressaceae. Bases 303 to 1118 code for a protein of 271 amino acids.
UGUACGCUCUUCUCAUCUCCCCUGUCCAUUCUAAACCAUUAUUUGCAGAUUCCAAAUUGCUUCCUCUGUUUGGACCUUAAUUAACCUGUAAAACAUGGGGUUUAAUUCACAAUUUUAACAUUUUACUGUGAGGUUAAGGUUAUGAAGGGUGAGUUCUAAAGCUAUUUAAGGACCCCCAUGUCCUCCUUUACAAAUCCCCCUCAAUCUGUCGAUCCAUCUCUCUUCUGAUUGGGUCGACAUUCUCCUCCUCUUCGACUCACUGUGCUCCUCUGCUCUUCUGGUCACUCUGCUCUGUAGAAGCAAUGGCAGUAGAUGAGAGACGCUCAGUGGAUAAGAGGUCUCGCUAUGACUGCCUUCUCUUUGAUCUUGAUGACACAUUGUACCCUGUAAGUUCGGGGCUUGCUGCUGCAUGCACCAAGAAUAUUGGAGAUUAUGUGGUUCAAAAACUUGGAGUUGAUAAGAACAAAGUCACAGACUUUUGCAGAGAAAUGUAUAAGAAUUAUGGCACAACUAUGGCUGGACUCAGGGCUGUGGGCUAUGAAUUUGACUAUGAUGAUUAUCACAGUUUUGUCCAUGGAAGAUUACCAUAUGAGAACCUCAAGCCAGAUCCAGUGCUGAAGAGCUUGUUACUGAGCAUGCCUCAGAGGAAAAUUAUAUUUACAAAUGGUGACAAAGUUCAUGCUGCCAAGGUGCUCGGUCGGCUUGGGUUAGAAGAUUGUUUUGAAGGUGUGAUAUGCUUUGAGACUCUCAAUUCUCACCCAGAAGCUGCUGAAAACAACAAUAGUUGGGAUACACCUAUUGCUUUUAUGCCAAGAACACCUGUUGUUUGCAAGCCAUCAAUAAAUGCUAUGGAGCGUGCUAUUCAAGUUGCAAAUGCUGAUCCACAGAGAACAAUCUUUUUUGAUGACAGUACUAGGAAUAUAGCAGCAGGGAAGCGUGCAGGGCUGCAUACUGUAUUGGUUGGUGCUGCAAACCGCACAGAGGGAGCAGACUUUGCACUUGAAAGCAUUCACAACCUGAAAGAAGCCCUGCCUGAGAUUUGGGAAGAUGAUGUUAGCUUUGGGAAUAUUGUACGCCCAAAAAGAGCUGUUGCUAUUGAAACUGUUGUAACAGCAUAAAACAUACCAUUACAGAGGAUGGGGUUCUAUGCUUUUUUCUCUGGGGGUUUUCUCCAUUGAUAAAAGGAUGUUUUCUCCAUCUCUGUAAUUUUAGAUGCUAUACAACAUUAGGUAUAGCAUCCCUGUUUCUGAAUUAUGUAGUACCAGUUCUGGAUUCCAGAGGAAGGAUUGAUAUUCACUAGGAAGAACUUCUCAGACACAUUCUAAAUCUGCACCUACCAGGCCUUGCUAAAUGAAAGUCAAGAAUCUGUCUAUGAAGAAGUGGUUGUACAUAGCUAACUAGUGAAAACAUCCAUGGCGGUCAAAGAGCAAGGUAGUAAUCUCUGUAAACUCCAUGAGGAAGGAGGAGAUGAAGAUGUAGGUGGGCAUGUUUCUUUGAUGUUCAGAUGUUCUUAACGGCACUAUAUGUGAUUACUUAUCAAGCUUCCCUGUAAUUAGUGAUUGCUUAUGUAGCUUUUGCUGUAAUCACUUAUCAUGUUUUAGAAAUAAAUGCUGAUUCAGAUCUUUGGCUCUCA